Molecule: messenger RNA, 1527 nt
Organism: Cucumis melo (muskmelon)
Lineage: Eukaryota; Viridiplantae; Streptophyta; Magnoliopsida; Cucurbitales; Cucurbitaceae
Product: zinc finger BED domain-containing protein RICESLEEPER 2-like
Exons: 4
Coding region: 1-1527 (508 amino acids)
Molecular function (GO): ATP binding; DNA binding
Source: RefSeq, a predicted model, not a curated record
AUGGAGUUAGAGUGUGAUUGGAGCUGUGAAACUUCAAAAAUCGUAAGGGACGAAGAUACGGAUGCCAAGCGUAAAACAAUUGAUGUUGAUUCAUAUGGGAGAGAAGAUGUUCCAAAUCCCUCGAAAAUAAGGAAGAAUGUUAAACAAUCAAUGGUUUGGGACCACUUUGAGAGACUUAAAGGUGAUCCUAAUGACCCUCGUGCUAAAUGUAAAUAUUGUGGAGUUGUUUAUGCAUUUCAUUCUAAACGUAAUGGUACUGGAACUAUGAAGCAUCAUUUAGAAAAUUGCAAAAAGUACCCUUACCAAAAAAAGAGAGACCAAACCCAAAUGACAUUAGCUUUUAAACCUAAAGAUAAAGUUGGGGAUAAUUCUUCACAACUUGUAUGUGAGUCAUUUAGUUUAGAGGGUUGUCGGGAAGCUUUGGUUGAGAUGAUAAUAGUUGAUGAAUUGCCCUUUAAGUUUGUGGACGGUAAGGGGUUUAAGAAGUUUGUGGAUAAAUUAACAUGUGGAAAUCAUACUAGAUUUUUUGUUCCAUCUGGAUUUACUGUGGCUAGAGAUGUGCUUAAGCUGUAUGUUAAUGAGAAGAAUCGUUUGAGAGACAUGUUUGUAAAAAAUAAGUAUAGAGUUUCUCUCACCACUGAUUAUUGGACAUCGAGACAAAAUAUUAGUUACAUGGUUCUAACUGCCCAUUUCAUUGAUUCUGAUUGGAAAUUACAUAAAAAAAUACUUCAUUUUUGUCCAAUUGAGAAUCAUAAAGGUGAUACUAUCGGUAAAACCAUUGAAAAGAAUUUUAAGGAUUGGGGCAUUGAGAGGAUAAUGACUUUGACGGUUGAUAAUGCAAGUUCGAGUGGCACUGUUGUUGCUUAUCUUUUAAAGAGAUUCGAAAAAGGAUUAUUGUUUGGUAGGGAAUUUCUGCAUGAUCCGAUAUGCCGUGCGAUUUAUAAGGCUUCUCCUGCUCGUUUUUUGAAAUUUAAAAAGUGUAUUGAACUUGAAAAAAUAGUUUGUAAGAGUUAUGUGUGUCUUGAUGUUCCCACAAGAUGGAACUCCACAUAUAUGAUGAUUGAAGCUGCCGUUAAGUUUGAAAAAGCUUUUGAUAGAUUAGAAGAUGAAAGUGCCUCUUAUAGACAUGAUAUGUCACCGAAUAAGGAAGAUUGGACAAAUGCUAGGAUGCUAAUACGAUUUUUAAAAGUAUUUUAUGAUGUGACAUUGAAGAUUUCGGGAUCUUUGUAUACUACUGUAACGCCCCGAAGUUCGAGCGGGAGUAGACAAGGAUGUAGUACUAGUACAACUGGUACACAAACUGUUUCAGCCUUGGAUGCUAAUAUUGAUUUUGAUUCAAAUGAAAAUGUGGGUGAAGAUUUUGUCUACGACACAAUUGUUGAGGAAUUCGAAGAUGAUGCUACUACACCUUUUGAACAAGGGUCUUCGAAGAUUGAUAUCUAUUUGUUGGAAGCCAAUGUUAGGACCGAAGUUUCUACUGUAGCGUCUGAGUCGGCUUUUAGUACUGGAGGACGUGUUGUUAACUAA